AUAUUAUGUUUUUAGCAAAUUUCAUUUUUGUUCUCAUUUUUAUAUAUGUCAAUUUAAUAAAUUUCAAUUUCACGAAAACGUAGUCACAAACAUCCGGCAUACUAACGAAUGCAACCCUGGCACAUUGCUUAAUUUGUCGCACAUAUGUACAUAUGGUAUAUGCAUAUAUAGUUCACUCGGGAAAAAUUCUAGUUGCAUUGCCUGCACCAAACAGCGCAGCGCUACGUCAAUGCACUCAAAUAUCUUUCCACUCAAAGUAAAGGCACUACACUCACUGCAACAAGCCGCAAACCGCUCAAGUAGCCAGGCCAACUCAAAUAUGCGCUCUUCUACCUCCCUCAUUGACAACAGCUGAGAGUUUGCGUGUGCAGUACCACUGCAUGCCAGCCACGGCCAACCGCCUGGCGACGCUGCGCGUGUUAAAAAGAGCCAACACUAUAAAGGGUGCGCUCAAUGGGCAAACGAAGAGCCAUGUAAAAUGGAAUAGUGAAAAAUCGAAUGACGGCCACGAACGCAACGACGACGAUGACAGCGAAAACUGCCAAACAACGGUGCUGUUCCAACUAGCAAAUUCACUCAUAAAAAUUUAAUUGUGGUGUUCAAAUCGUUAGCAACGCGCAGCGGAUAAUUUCAAAGCGAAUUUCUUGAAAGAGUAAUUUAUUCUUGAAUUAUAAUACAAUACUUAAUAACAUACUAAAAUUGUAUUGCUAACUGUGCAAACGGUAAUUAACCAAAACAGAAGUGCAAGUGCAAAGGAAAGAAGCAACGCGUCUACUAAGCGGCAGAAAAGGUUUGUGAAAAAUUCGAUUGUGAACAAGUAGCGGCCUACAAAGCGAAAAGUUAAAUACUUACAAGUUUUACAAAGCAAAAUUAGUGAAAGCAAAUAGCAAAAGGCAUUUGCAACAACAUACUAUAUUCAAUUUAAAAAAAUAUAUAACGGGUUUACUAUUAAUAUUUACAAUUUUGCGGUAAAAUUGUUUGUGCAGCACGCCAAGUUAAUGUCUGCUGAUUUUUUGUGCUGUCGGCGGCAAUACAAUUCAGAAAGUGACUAAAAACAACAAAAUAAAAAUUGAAAGUUUAUAUAUUUUAUGUGUGUUUUGCUGUAAUAACGCUAGACAUCCAAAGCAAUAAAGAAUUUUUAGUGCGCGCACAAAAUUAUUGUGUAAAGAUUUGUUAAAAAUUGCAAGUGCAGUGCAUUAUUGCACGAAAAAAAUUACUAUAGUAAAAAGAAGUGUAAAGUUCUGAAAAAUUAAUAUCUAAACGCUCCUUGACAACAGCUAAAAGGAUAUUUGUGCUUGUUUGUGUGUGUGUCGAAUAAACCUUUUUGAAUUUAGCUGGAUUCUAAUUGAGAUUUGUGUGCAUUUGAUUUUUCACGUCUGACGCCGUAUGAGGAAUACACAUAAAGCAAAAUUAAUAAAGCAGUAUAACAGCGAACAGAAAACUCAACGAAAGGAGUUGUAAACGCAGCAUAAAAAAGAAAACAAAAGCUUUCGAUUCAUCCAUUUGAAUGGCAAUUUAUGCGACUUGCAAAAUACUCAUUGGACGUUGAGAAAUAUUUUUGAUUUUAGAAGCAUUUCUCGCGGCGUUCCUCACGGUCAUACGCUCGCAGCACUCGAAGUCAUCGUCGUCGCCUGCUCUGUGUGCCUUUGUGCGUUUGUGUAAAUUGACGCGCGCUCAACCGCACACAAAACUCAAUACAAACACAAACAACACAGCGUUGUUUUCCUAACACAUUUAUUCCGACUGCAAGCGGAGUCAGUCGGUAGUCGUGGUUGUAGUAGGAGACUACAGCAGGAAUCGCACUGAGCAAUAAAAUUGUGGCUUCAGCAUGCAAUAACACACCACAACAACAACAACAACAGCAAGUUCAAAUUAACAAAAGAAAAAAGCGAAACUGAGCUUCUACGCUUAAUGAUUAACUGAUAACGCCCGCAAGCCGGCAAAGUGUAGCAAAACGCUUUUUAUUGUACUUUUGUUUCUUUUUUUCUUAAUGUUGCGCCCCUCCAAGUUCAAUCAACCACAAGCGAGCGAACGGGCGAGCGCGCUGCCAACCGACUAAUCAAUUGACCAUUAAAUAAAUAGAAAAGUAAAAUAAAAGCAAUAAAAAAUAUACAACAACAAACAAAAGUGUAGUGAAAAGCAACAACAACACACAAAAGCGUAGUGAAAAGCAACAACAACAGCUAUAACAAUAACAAUAAAGCAAAUAAAAAGCGUACGAAGUGAUUAAUAAUGUGCAUUUUUUAAGUUAAUAAUUAUCAAGCAAUUUAAAGUGGAAGUAUUCAGAAUAAAAUCACAGCAAGUACAUUAAAAGUUUACUAAAAGCUAAAGUGAAGUGCAGAAAAUACAGAAAAAAAAGGAAAUAAGCAAAAAAAAAUAAAAUUAAACAACAACAAGAAAGUUGUAAAAAGUAAGAAAUCAGCGUAAGUAACUAACUAACUUAAAAACGGAAAUCUCAAUAAUAAAAAAAUCACAUACACACACACACCGCUCUCUCACACAACCGCUAAAGAAAAGCUAGUAGUAUCUACAUAUGUGUGUGUGAGUGUAGCAGUGAAAUUCGCUAGUGUGUUUGCAGCGAGCGAAAUUGAGUGAAGAAACAUAAAAAACCAUAGUAAAUCAUAGCAAAAUUACAACCGCAAAUACCGCAGCAAGCAGGUAACCAACAAUAACAACAACUACAAAAAUAACAGCAACUACAAAAAUAACAACAAAUAUGGAAGACAAUAACACAAGUACGCCAAUGAAAACCGACGAAUCAGUCACAUUAACAAUAAGGCUGAUAAUGCAAGGCAAGGAGGUCGGCAGCAUUAUUGGCAAAAAGGGCGAGAUUGUGAACAGAUUUCGUGAGGAGUCUGGCGCAAAGAUCAACAUCUCGGAUGGUUCAUGCCCGGAGCGCAUUGUCACUGUGUCGGGCACGACCAGCGCGAUCUUCUCGGCGUUCACGCUCAUCACAAAGAAGUUUGAAGAGUGGUGCUCACAGUUCAGUGAUGUUGGCAAGGUUGGCAAAACUCAAAUACCAAUACGUUUAAUUGUGCCCGCCAGUCAAUGUGGAUCGUUAAUUGGCAAAAGUGGCUCAAAAAUCAAGGAGAUACGUCAAUCCACUGGCUGUUCGAUUCAGGUUGCCAGCGAAAUGUUGCCAAAUUCAACAGAGCGUGCCGUCACUUUGAGCGGCACUGCCGAGCAAAUAACCCAAUGCAUCUAUCAGAUUUGUCUCGUUAUGCUGGAGUCACCACCAAGGGGCGCCACCAUACCGUAUCGGCCAAAACCGCAAGUAUCUGGACCAGUCAUUUUGGCAAACGGACAAGCCUAUACCAUACAAGGCAACUAUGCUGUACCCGCACAAGAGACAUGUCCCGUAUUUCCGCUGGCCUUGGCCGCCGGUGGCCUACACGCUGGUAUCUCAGGUUUGACGGAUCCUCUCUUGAAAGGGGCACAUUUGCAAGGAGCGGUGCCGGCCCACCAUCAUCUACAGCAUAUACCCGAUGUGGCAAAGAAUCCAUUGGCUAGCUUGGCAGCGUUGGGUUUGGCUGGCAUAACACCCACCAAUACCGGUGGACUGAAUCCCACAGCAGCUUUGGCCGCCUUAGCUGGCUCACAGCUACGUACAGCCAAUACAAGUCGUACACAACAACAACAGCAUGAGAUGACCGUAUCUAAUGACUUGAUCGGCUGCAUUAUCGGCAAGGGUGGCACGAAAAUUGCCGAAAUACGCCAAAUUUCCGGUGCAAUGAUACGCAUUUCGAAUUGUGAGGAACGCGAGGGUGGCAAUACCGAUCGUACAAUCACGAUUAGCGGCAAUCCAGAUUCGGUGGCAUUGGCUCAAUACUUAAUCAACAUGAGAAUAUCAAUGGAAACAGCUGGUCUGCCCAUACCCGGUUAUCAUUAUAUUGCACCGAAUGCAAUUGUCAAAACGCCAAUACAUUAAAUCGCCAAAAAAUUUAAAAAGCAAAAUAAUAAUAACAAAAACACAACAACAACGUGCGAAGAACAUAAAAAUGCGAUUGCGUGCUCAAACAACUCCAACAAAGCAAAGAAAAACGCAUGUGAGGUGAAUAUACGUGUUGGAAUUGAAGUGAAAAGAGAGAGCAUGAGAGUUGAAAAGUCAUUUGUCAACAAAGAGGAGCUGUGCAAAGUAGACAAAAGGCAAAAAGGAAAUAAAUUGCAAGAAGAGAAAUAAAUUACAAGAAAUGAGGCCGCCGCGCAGUUUAAUUUUAAUAAAUAAAUAAAUAAAAUAUUAAUGAAAAACAACAACAAACGCGGUAACAGCAAAAAUGGCAACCAAUAAGCAAUAAAUAAUAAGUAUAAAAAUAAAAAUAUUAAAAACAAGUUUAGUUAAAGGGAGAUUGCAAGAAAAAACAAAACGAAAACAAAAAUAAAAGUAAAUGAAAAAAUAAUUAAAAUAAAUAUUUAAUUUAAAAUUUUGUAUGUAUUAAAUAUUUCUGGUUUCACACACACACACACAUGACGUAGUUGAAUGUGCAAAUGUAAAGUUUUAAAUGCAAAAAUGACGUAUACAAAAACAAAAACAAAAACAAUAUAAUUGUUAAUUCUUUUUUUAUGUUAUAUACAAAAGCAAUGUAAUUUUGUGCUGUUUUUUCAUGUGAAGAAAAAUGAUAAAGUAGCAAAAUAGACAUACAUACAUAUGUACUACUUGAGCACACACACGUGCAUACAUAUAUACACACACAUUUACACACGAACAAACUUUAGCACUUUGUAGUUGUAGUGAACGCCAAAAAACAGGAAAAAAUAGAGGUUUGAAACAAGCGCUUGGCGCAAAAUCAAUACAAGAAUAAAACCGUUAAAAAAAUUUUUUGAAAACAAUAUGAAAUUUGUUUUAGAAUAAUGUGUAAUAAUACCGAAAACCGUUAAAAUGUGACAAAAAAUUUAUUUUCAUUCUAUGUAAUUUUUUGUUGAGAAAAAACCAAAAAUUGUUUUGUUUUACUAAUAAAAUUAUUGCAGUGCAACAACACACACCAACAUACAUGUACGUGUGUUAUUGUUAUUGGAAAACAAAAAAUAACAAAAAAAAAACAACAAAUUUUUUUUCGAAAACCGUAUAAUAUCACAUUCAUAUCGCAAAAUAAAUUGCUGCUGCAGAAAAAAGUCAUAUCUUCAUGCGACAAAUAACUGCAUUUGCAGCAAUAAAAAUUAUACGACAACAACACUAAUAACAACAAAUGCAGGCAAAUCAUAAGCAAAAUGUGCAAAAUAUAAACAAAUAUACACAAAUACCAACAUAUGAUUGCAAAGCAACGGCAAUAACGGUAAAGAAAACGUAACAUAAUUACUUAGACACACAUACAGACAAACAAAUAUAUACACAUAUUUAUGAUAUUAAGCUAUUUACUAAUUUACUACACAUUUUUUCAAGCAAACCUGCAUACACACAUAUAUACACAUACAUACAUACAUACAAAAAUAAAAAAAUUAAAUGCAAAAACAAUAAGAAAAACAUUACAAGCAGAGCAAGAGACGGCAGAAACAUAGAAAAAGCAACACUGCAGCGUUGAUUCUUAAAUAUUUGAAAACCUAACAUAUCCGCUAAAAUAAAGAAAAAAUAAUAUAAACAAAAUGGAUGCGUGGCAAUAAAUAAAUAAAAUAAUGCAAGCAAAAAGCAAGAGGCGAACAGAAGCAAAUGAAGUUAAAACAAACAAAAAAAAAAAGCAAAAAACAAAAAUAAAAAACGUAGUUAAAGAAUAGUAAACAAAUUAUGAUAAAUGUUUAAGUAAAGCAACAUUAGUUGAAAUUGCAUACACACAUACACAUACAUACAUAAAUUUAUAAUUAUUAACUAAAACACUAAUUAUUUUACUUUCGUUGUAGUUGUUUCUUUCUAUUUGCGCCCUAUUCUCUAAAAGUAACUAUUUUCUAAUGUUCGUUCUUUAUUACUUAAAUGUAUGGUCUUUUUUUUUUUUGAAAUUGUUAUAUAUACUCUAUACAUAUCUACACACAGCACUUUCUUGCUUCCUUUCGUUUUAUGUUUGAUUUUAGCAGAAAAAAAAUUGUAGCUAAAUAUUGAGUCAAAAGUUUGCAGUUUUUGUAAAAUUUAUGAAAGCUCCACGGAAGCUGAGAUUUAAACUGAAAAAUUGAUAAACGAACAAAAAAACCACAAAAAUUUUUAUCGAUAUUUUUAAUGUCAAUAAUGCAACGCGCGCUACUUUACACUUUAGGUGAAAGGAAACGAAAUCGUGUGACUUUAAGAGCUUUCACACAAUCUUUGCGCUUUACUGCGUGAAAUAUCCAAACGAAUAACCAUACAAAUUAUUAUUUUAAUAUUUUGAAUCUCAAUGAUGUAUUGCUACUUCAUGAAACAGGAAUUUAUGCGUCUCAACGAGCUUUCACAUAUCACUUGAAACAGAAAAAUAAUUUUUUCUUUACUAUAAAUAAGUUUUUUAUCAAUUCGUAUGAGAUUACUGGCUACUAUUCAUUUAUAUUUAAUACAUGAAAGUGAUAAGCUUUCAUUUUUUACUUUCAACUAAUAAAGCGUUCAAUUUUAGCUUUAAUUAAAGCUUUCACUGCUUUUGUAAAAAAACAAGCACACAUAUAUAUAAAUAUAAUAAAAUAUACUUUAUUUCAUAAAAAUCGCAUGCUGUUUAUAGUAAAAAUUGAAUUUGCAAAAAAACUUGUAUUACUCAGCUUUCAUCAAAUGGUAGCUUUUUGACAAUUUCGUGCUAACAGUAGUUUUAAAACAGUUCAUAAUAAUAGAAAAAGCGACAAAGAGUUUCAUGUGGGAUUUGCGAUGAAAUUUGCUUAUUAAAGCUUUUAUCAUCUGCGAUAAAAUUCCAUGAUUAAAGCUUUCAUUUGAUGAAAGCGCCUUGACAAAAGAUAAAGCGUAGUUAUUGACGAAGCUUUGUAGAGAUAAUAAAUGAAACAAACAAAUUUACUAUGAUGCGAAAAGCGCUAAAAAAAAUGCGAAAAACAAUUUUCUUUUUGUAAAAGUUUUUUAGAAAAUCUCAUAUAAUUUAAUGGCGUGGAGCAUAGGUAUAGUAAAUAGCCGACGGUUGACUCAAUAUUUAGCAGAGCUUUUUGUUUAACUUUUUCUUUUUUUUUUUUGUAACUCGUUCUUUUAACUCUAAAAUUUCAUACACUACUUACUCGUUUAGCAAAGAAAUCUCAUUUGCCUAAUAAAUAAAUAGCAAAGCUAUGCUUUUAAAAUAUUUUAACAUACACAAACUCUAACUAAUAUUAACGGUUAAUUUUAAUUUUUAAUUGUUUUGACUUUGCAAUUUAUUUUUACUGUUUUCUUCUUCUUGUGUUUAACUUAAUUAACCAUUUAUUUUAUGCAUUACUUGCAAUAAUUUUUAUUUAUACAUGUUUCUCAAGUCAUAUUUGCGUAAAUUUUAAAUUAAAUUUAAAUAAAUUAAAAAAAAUUAAAAUAUUAUAUAUACACAGAUUAGCCAAUGCUUAGCAAGCUUCCAAAAUUUCAUAGAAAUAUAAUUUAUUAACAUUAUUAUUAUUAUUAUCAUAAUUAUAAUUAUACAUAAUAAUUAAGCAAUGUGGAAAAACACGAGUUGCAUAAGUAGAAGAUGAAAGCAAAAUGCUAAAUGCGAAAUGCGAAACGCGCCAAAUAAACGGCAAAGACACAAAAGACUUUUUUUUAAUAAUUUUACUUUAUAUACAAAUUAUUUUAAAACAAAUUUUAUUUCAUUUAUUGAGAAAGCGUGGUGGAAAACAAAAAAAUACAAAUUAUUUAAACGUUUAUAACGUUUUAGUUUUAGUCAAAAAGUGAGCAAAUUUUACAAUAUAAAUAAAUAUAAAUAUUUUUCAUUUUGGAAAAAUCAAAAUUUUAUUGGCAUAGAAAAUUAUUUGUAUUAGCAAUUAAUAAAAAAUAAAAAAUAAAAACAAAAAUAUAUAUAUAUAUACAUAAAUGCAUACAUGUAGUUGUAUGUAUGUUUAAACAAUACAAUAUUAUUCAUUUAUAUUUUCGCAUGCGUCGACUUUUUGUUGUUGGAAUUUUCGAGCAUAUAUAUAGUUUACAUACAAUACAUACACAUAUAAAAUUCAUAUUUAAUAAUAUCUAAAUAAUAAUAAAAAGCGAAAAAAUAUUCUCGUACUGCAAAGUAAAAAAAAACAGGCGUCUUUUUCUUUUAGUUUUAAUAAUUUGGUUAAAAUUAUUUCACUUAUUUUUUAGCAUUCAUAUAUUUGCUUAUUUGCGGAUGCGGGACGUGGACUUAAGUUGUAAAACAUAACAAAAAAAAAACAACAUAAAAUACUUAUAUUUUAUUCUUCUUAGUUCACAUAAAGCGAAGGUAGUAAAAUAGGGUCUCUAAAAGCAGACUUUACUGCACAGCUGAAUUAUAUGCUAAAAUGUGAGGUCUACAUAAAAACUUGCUACGAAUAUUGUACUUCAGUUAAUAAUUUAUUAAAAAUUCAUUUAAUUCUAACAAAAUAUCCAACAGCUGGUUGCCAUAUUGAUCUAAAAUGUUAUUUUCAGUGCAGUAAACUUUGAAUACGGCUGAGUCACUUGAGUUUAUGAAAUCGUUUAUGUAUAUAUGAACACAUAGUAAAAAUUUGAUAGCGCUAUGGAACUUGAGUUUAUGACGUCACAUACGUAGUACUCAUAACUGUCAACACUUUUGAGCAAAUGAAGUAAAAUUAUAAAUUUUUGACAGUUAAGAUUUUAAAUCAGCUUAAUUUUGUUUUUUUAGUUAGUUGAACUACAUUCGCCGUAAAAAGAACGACUCUAACCAAGUUUUAUAACUCUAUGACAGUCGAAAGAAACUACUGGGUGCACAAUGAACUUUAUUGGCGCUAGUCGAACGAUAUAUUUCUAGCAAUAAAAUUUCGCAUUCAAAAUCUACGUCAUUUCGACAGUUUCGGAAAUACAUUGCUGUAGUCAAAAAUAAAGAAAAAAGUUUUAAUUUCCAAGUAAGUAUAAUAAGCCCCCAGUGUCGUCCCGUUUAUCUUUUAAAGUAAUUUAUAUUUUUUAUUUAUUUAUUUAUUUUUUAUAUUAUUCUUCAAAAAUAUAUUUUCACAUUUUUAUAUACAAAUAUUAUUUGCAGAUCUACAUAUAUUUUUAUUUAAUUUGUUAUUUAUUUUUUUAAACAAAAAAAAAUAUCUAUUUGUUAACCCAACAUAUCUCUGAACAUAUUACAUACAAAAUAAAUUAUUAAGCAUAUUAAAUACAUACAUAUGAAUAUAUUGUGCAAUAAAUGCAUAUUUAAGUGAAACAUAUCGCAAAUACAUAUUAUGAAGGUGUUAUACAUACAUACAAACAUAAUUUACUCAAAACAUGCUAACCAGUUCAGAUUAUGGUUGAAAAUAGUACUAUAACCUAAAAUACCAUAUAACAAACAAAUAUCAAACAUAAAAAUUAUAAAAAAAAAACUAAAACACCAAAUGAAUUUUCAACGCCAAUACAGUGCGACAAACAUACAAAACAGGACAUUCAGGUUGCUCUCGAGCAAAAGUUGAUUACCAUAAACUAUAACUAAUACAUAAAAUACAUAGAAGCGUUGAAUAACGAAGGCAGGCGGAAAAUGCGAAGAAGAAUAUGUAUAAAAGAAGCGGUAGUUAUGACACUUAGAAACUAUGAAUUUCUAUAUUUAGUAUUAUUUAUUGAAAAACUCAUACUUAAUAAUUUUGAAAAAUAAACAGCGCCAACAGCUUUUACUAUAUAACAUAUACUCCGAAAGCGCGAAAAGUGCUUAUCUUUCUGCGAAACGCUGAAUAAUACUUAAUAUUUCUAUAUUCAAUAUUUUUUUUCAUAUUCAAUAUUAAAUAUUAUUUAUUGAAAAAUAAUAUACAAAAUUAAUUAUUUCGAAAAAUCAACAGAAUGAACAUAGCAAACUAAAUAUACACGUCGAAUGGAUGAAAAGUGAUUUUUUUCUUCAAAAAAUAAUAUUUUUACCAACAAUACAAAUUUAAAAGUUUAUUGCCAUAAAACAUAAUAUUACAUAAAAUUCAUAGAAAACGUUGAAUAAAAAAGACAGACGGCAAGUGCGAAGAAGAGUAUGCGUAAAACCAGGUGCAGUUAUGAUACUUCGAAACGUCAAAUUUCUAUAUUAAGUAGUGUUUAUGGACAAGAAAAUUUUACGGCGAAUGGAUGAAAUAUGAUUUUCUUGCUUCAAAAAACAAUAUUUUUGCGAAUAAACCAUAUUUAAACACAACCAAAUGAAUAUAGAACAAAAUAAUCAUUUGUGUAUGUAAAGAAGUGUUUUGAAUUUUUUAAAAACCUUUAUGGAAUUUUUGUGCAGAAAUACCUACAAGUAUAUAUGUACAUCCAUUGGCAGUAAUAAUUUUAAAAACUUAAAAAAUUUAUUUAACAAUUCAGCGCAUGAAAAAAUAAAAAAAAAGCGAGAUUUUUAUUUCAUUCAAACAUAGCUCGCGUUUUGAAUUGAGAAACAUAUUCAUGCAAUGGAUGAAUUCGUUUACACAAGUUUUGUAAGGACUUACCAUACAGUAAAGUUGCGGUGUAUAAAAACAUAGAAAAGCAUGACGAAAAAUUGUGCAACACUUCAUUCAUCCAUUGGAUGAUCUUUUUCUACUUUAAUAAGUAAUUUUUUUGCCAGCAUCCAAAUAAAAUACGAAAUAUUAAUUGUUUGAAAUCAUUAACUCUGCACACAACUUAUUGUAAACUAAUUUCUGGGCCAUUCAUUGAAUGGUUUAUUAGCAUAUAACAGUAGCUAUAGAAAUGCGUAGAAAAUAAAAAUUUACCACCAGUUUAUUUAUGAAUAACACUUCAUAGACCACAAUUAAAAGAAAGCGCAGUGCUAUUUGUCUUUUAAAUAAUUACGGUUAAACGUUGAAUGAUGAAUAUACGCGCGCAUGAACGCGAAUAGCAAUCGUUGUCGGCAUGAGACAUUGCUGCGCACAAAGCAAAAUAAGUGAAAAGUGUGUGUGUUUUCUUUUUACUGCAAAACCGAAAAGAAAAUUAAUAAACUGAUAAAAUGUAAACCAACAACAAUCACUUUAAGCAUUCAAACAAACAAAAAACAAAAUGAUGAAAUUUAUGAAAUAAAUAUGGACGAGAAAUUAUUGUACGCAAUAAGAAAAAAAAUAUUAAAUAUAUAAAGAAAAAUAUUAAAUAUAUAAAUAAAUAUUAAAUAUUUAAAUUAUAUUAAAUGAAGCAAAAACAAAAAUAAUAAUAAAACAAAAUAGUAAAUAAAUAUUAUUGGCAAAAAGGAAUUGAGCAUACAAAAGUAUUAUUAAAAAUAACAACAAAAAAAAUUAUAUAAAUAUAUGAAUGAAUUUGUAGCGAUAUUUUUUUUUCUAAAUGUAAAAGUAAAAGUAAAUGAAAUUAAAACAGUUUUUUAGCGCUUAAGCUUUACUAGUAUUUAGAUAUUACAAACGUAAUUGAUACAAAUUAAUAAGAGUAAUGAGUUCUGACAAUUAAAUGUGUGGCAAAAAAUAGGAUGGUAAAAAUUAAAUUUACAUGCAAUUUGUCUUAAUGAUGCGUAUGCGCUGGCGGAAGCCGAAGCACACAUAAAAAUAUACACACACCUUCACAAAAUACUUAAAAGUGAAAGUAGGUAUAACAUAGUUAAGAAAGAAUUUUGAAGCCGUAAAUGUACUUUUUAAUGUAUAGUAUAUGUGUGUAAAUGAAAUUUCAACAAUGUGUACAAGAAUUACACUGUAAGAAAUAACUCACCAGCAACACGAUACACAAUUUUGUAUUUAAUUUACAUAUAAUAUUUGAAAAAAAAAAUACGAUUCGUAAAAUUAUGCAGCGAUUUUUUUAGUGAAAGUUUUUACAAUCUUCAUUGAGAUUUCUCUUGUUUUUGCUUACGUAAGCGCAUACCUAACCUCACAUUUAUACAUAUUCCAGAUUUUAACUUAAAUCAUUUACAACAAUUUAAAAUUUUUUUUAGAAUUUUCACCAGCAGUUGCAAAUAUUUAGUCGGUAUGACUACAAUAACUCAAAAGAAUUGUAAGAGAGAGAAAAUUCAAGAGCGUAACAACCACUAAAUGCUCAUAGGAGGCUUAUCAGCUGUUAAAUUGCAAAUUUCUUGUCAUUUUUCCAGUCAAUAGCUUUUUUUGAAUUCCGCUCUUUUCUCACUCAUACUCUUUCUGUUAUUGCACUCUCUUUCUCUCUCUCUCGCUCUCGCUAUCUCUCUGUUUCUCGUCGUCUUUAGGCUUAGUUUUAAAUGACGCUGCCAACCGAUUUUUAUUUAAUCUAGAACUAUUUCCACUAAGAUUUUAAAUAUAUUUCUUUGCUCUUUGAAAUUCAGUGAAAUUCAAUUUCUAAUUACUCGAAGAGAAAUUUUCUGCGAUAACAUACUUCUUUAUAUUUACUUCAUUACUAUUCUUAAGAACUUUCAAAAACCAGAUGAUCGCCGUCAAAGUAAGGGAGCAAUAGAUAGAUAAAGGAAGAGAGAAUAGAAAAAAGAGAACAAAAAUUAAAAGUUGCGAAAACAGAUGUUUACUUUUAUGACAGCUAGAGAGAAAGAUAUAGAUGAUGAGAGAACAAGAGAAAAAGAGAGAGGACAAAGAGAGAGUGAGGACAAAUAGAGAAAGAGAGAGCGAUAAUUAAAUUUGUAAAAAGCAGAUGAUUACCAUUAUGACAGGCUGAGAGAGAGAGAUAAAUAUAAAGAGAAGGUAGCGAGAGGGGGGAUAGAUAAAGAAAGAGAUAAUGCUAAAACAGAUGGCUGCCUUUAUGACAGCAGGAAAGAAUAGAGAGGGAGAGAGGUAUAGAACGUGAGUUAUAGAUACUAUGAGAGGAUAGUGGGAAAGUGAGAGAGAGAGAGAAAGAGAAUUAGAUUUUGCAAUGUAAAAUAUUUGAAUACACUUGAGAAAAUAAUUUGAAAAACUAUCUACUGAUGUUAUUUAGUACUUUUGUUGAGAAAAAUAUAUCAGGUAUCAUUUCAAUGUACACAUUAGCUUACAUAUGAUUUUUGAAAAUAUGUUAGGGCGUACAAAUUAACUUCGACAUCCCACUAUUGCUUUCGUUGAUUUUUUUAAGCAAAAAUUUAUACAAACACUUCGAAAUUUGUUUUUAGUUUUAAAAACAAAUCAGCACAGAUUUUUCAUAUACACACUGGAAAAGAAUAAAUUUUCUGCACACUAAAUGAUGUAUGAAUACACCAUUACUAACUCUUCUAUGUGCCAAUUUUAAGACAAAGAAAAUAUAAUAGCCACAUAAUUUUUAGGUAUUUUUGCCAGCCAAUUUAAUUAAAAGAACUUACUAUUCAAUAUCAAAUACAUACAUACACAUAUACAUAAAUUCAUGAAGUAAAAAGCUUUAUCUACGCUGAACUGAAAUUAAGAACUUUUUAUGCUGAAUUCGAAAACAAGAUGCACAGUCAUACUUUUCAAGCAUUGAAUUUUCUAAAGGAAAUUAAAAUGUGGUAAUAAUCAAUAAAAAAAGUAUAUAUAUAAAUUGAUGUGACUUCGAUGUUAAAAUGGGUAUAAAAGCAUAACAAAAAAAAUUUAAAAAAAACUACCACAACAACAAACAAAACUUAUGAACUUAAAACACUUGAUUACAGGAAGAAAAUGUUUAAAUUUAUUACUGCUAAAUACUUACUGAAUAAAAACAUACACCAACACAUACACACAAACUAAUAAGUGUCAAAUCACCAAAAAAAAAAUAUUUAAGUGUAACUAGUAUUUUGCAAAUAUAGAAGUGCAGCAAAUGAUAAUACAAAUGGGUGCUAUUCGAGAUCCACAAAAGUAUUAUCAAAACUAUGUUAUUUGAACAAAUUUAAACAUGAAAAAAAAAAUUAAAUUUAAUAGUAGCAAAAGCGCCAAGCAACAGCUAUAAAUCAGUAGGAGACUACAGGAAAGCAUAUUGAAAAAAAAUUACACACAACUUUUUUUCGCAGUGUAAGAAGGGUUUUUAUGCGAACCAUUUAAAAUAAAUAAAAUAUCAAGUAAAUAGGAAUACACACCUACAUGCAUAUAUACACAAAUAUAUAUACACUUACUUGCGCAUAUAUGUAUAUAAAUUUAUUAUAUACCAUAUACUAACAUAUACAUAUACUAUGGCAGCAAAUAGUAGGUGAAGAAACAACAAAACCAACCAACCAACAAACAAAGGGGGCGAAACUAUUUCGUGAUUAAAAUGACAAAUAUUUCGCUUUCGACGACAAACCAACUUCAAAGCAAUCAUUUUUGAAGAAAUAAAAUUUAAAAAAAUAUUGUAUUGAAUCUUAAAAAAUAUAUUAUUACAAUUAUAUCACAAAUAUUUAGUGAAUUUUUUUAAGAAUGUAUUGUAAGCAAAGUUAAAGAAGAUAAAAUUAAAAUAAAUAAAUUUUGCAGCGAAAAUAAAAUCGCUUUAAACUAAAACUGAAAAGACACAAGCUUAAUUUGAAGUAACUGUAUUGAAACUGAAAAUACUGAAGUGCUUAAUGCCUAAAAUAAAGUGCUGAAUGAAAUUAAACUCUGAACAUGCGCCGAAAAGUGACGUUAGUGAAGACGCAAGAGACGAAUGUACAUUUGAGCAGCCAGAGGAGUGUGGCAUAUGCUGACAUAAAGCGCUGAAUUGCAACAGUAGUGGUCUAAGGAGCUGAAUUGAAGCGUUUAAUAAUAUAAAGUAUUUGUGCGAGUGCUGAGCUGUAUGAAACAUGUUGCGGAAGUAAACUUGGGUUGCUGUAUUGCAGACAGAGUUGCUGAAUGGCAGUCAAAAUGGAUGUAUGAGCUAAAAGUAGACGCCAAGUUGCAAUUUCAUAAAAGUAAAUUAAAAACCAAACAGUUUCAGGAAUUUCAACUAAGUUUAAGCUGCCUAGAAAGUUAUUAAGCGAAGUGGCUGACACAAAAAAACUUCUGAAAGCCGUUUUUAAUUUUUCUAAAACUGAAUAGGAAGUAUAAAACUUUCACUAAUAGUAUCUAUCAACUAUUUAUAUGCUGAGCAGGCUAAAUCGCUUAACUAACCAGCAAAGUAGAAUUUCACGCAAACUAGCUGCAUGCGUUGCUUACAUAAUAGCAGCAUUUUAUAUCAGCUGAAUUGGUGCAAAACAUGUUGAGAACCACUUUUAAAUAAAACAGUAAAUUGCGUACCAACUAAAUGCAUUUAAAAAACUUAAUAUCAUAUAUGAACUAGUUUGGCAUGUUGAUCAUGUUGAUUCAGCGGAAUAUGCAACUUAUAACUUGUAUGCAUACAUAUGCAAUUCCAAUAAAAUACCUAGAAUAUUAGAAAAAUUAUGAGCUGAAUUCAGCGCAAAAAUUCUAAACAUAAUUGCAACGUAAAGAUACAAGCAGAGUUUUGGUAUUUGGCUUUGGCUGAAUACAUAUUUUAGCAGCUGAAUGCAACUUUUGUCAGCAAAAGGCAUUCUGAAUGGAGCUUUCAUCAGCCAAAUAUACUCUGGCAUGUUUAUAGACACCCAAAAGCUAAAAGUUAAAGCUAUUAUUUGGGUAUAAUGAUUUGAAAAAUGCGCUGUAUAUGAAGUACAAGCUGAAUAUGACGAAUUUAAGCUUAUAUACAAUGGUGAUGUAGUUUGUGAUGCGCACAACAAUCAGUGGCAUGUUAAAGUGUGAUGUUUUUAAAUGCAUAAAUGUUAUGUGCCACAGUUGGGGAUUAGUAAUGACUGAAGCAGCACCAAUUAACAACUAAAUACAUAGAAAAAAUACAUUGAAUAUAGAAUGACAAACUGAUAUAGAAAAGCAGCCGAAUGCAGAAAAAAUUCUAAUGGAUUUGUUGCACUAAUAAUAAAGACAACAACAAUACUACCAAAAUAUAACAACAAAAGACAAGAAACAUGCGAAACGGUAACUGCAACAUAAAAAGGGAUAAACACUAAUAAAAUUGCAAUAAAAAAUAACGGAGACAUAUACAUAUGUAGUAUAUAUACUUGUAUAUAAACGUUUAACUGAGUGGUUAGUUAAUUUAGCACAAAUUAAAGCGAUAACAACAAUUAGCAAAAUAAGUUGAGGGGUAGGUAGAAACCGAAACCGAAAAAUGCGAGAAUUUUAACGACAGUCGGAGCUACAAGUGUUAGCCUGAUUUGAGAUAAUUUAAAGUGCUUGAUUUAAAAUAGAAUUUUUUUGUUAAUAAUUUUUUUUUUUUGUUUUUUGUAAUUUAGCGAUUUUUACUGUUUUAUAUUAACUAAUAGUGUUCGAGGAUCAAGUGGAAGCAGUUGAUGAAAGGAUAACGUUGACAAUGACAAUGACUAUGUUUAUGAUAAUGACUUUUGACUAUUGAUAAAUUGAUAAUAAUGUUGAGGGGGAAUGAAGUUGUUGCUAGCUAACGUGUUUACGUUGUUUUAUUAUGAUACUGUUGGGAAUAUUGUACAUUCACCAAAAUAUAAUGGAAAAUACGUGUAAAGAAAGCAAUUGUAAUGGUGCCUUAAUUACAAAGUGUUUAAUUUCCUAAAUUUAAAUAUGUAAAAAUAAAUCAAUAAUGAUGAUUAUGUAAUAAUGUAUAAACAAUUGAUUCCAAUAGUCGAAAUAUGAAAGGCUUCUUCUACUUACUGUAAAUUUCCCUAAUGAACAUACAAACAUAUGUAUGUGUAUAAAUGCAUAAAUAUUAAAGAAAAAAUGUAUUUAAAUGCUUCGCCAAAAAUAAACCAAAGCCCAACAACUACGCCAAAAAUGGGUGAAAAAUAAAAAAAAAAAUUUCGCUGAUUAACUGUGAGACCUAAAACAAAGUGUCCAAGUGACACAAAAUUUGAAGAAAGAAAACAACUCAAAGGUCAGCAAUCAGUCUUUCCACAACUGUAUAACUUAAAAUUGUUUCCAAAAGAAAAUGCGUAACUCUGCAAAUUUCCGCUUUGUGUGCCCCCUUAUGCGCCACCACCAAUGUUGUUAUCCCUUAAGAAAAAAGAAACGUAAGCAAACCAAACAGUACUACAAAUUACGGUCCGUAUAUCAACCAAUGUCGAACCAAGGACAAAUGAAAGUAAAACCCCGAAAAAAAAGUAUAUAUAACCGUACAGCAACUAAAGCACACACACAUACUAAAUGUAUGGCCCAGCCAAGUUACCAAUCAAGAAAACCGAAUACCAAUAAAUCAGCUGGCAUAAUGAUAUGAAAAUAACGGAUAUCCAAUGAUAUUUACAACACAGCAAAGACAACAUAUCCAAUCCGAUCAACAAAAUACAUAUGUGCAGUAAAUAAUUUAAAAAAUAUAUGUAUGCAUAUAACUAUUCAGAUAUAAAACCACACGCGUUUACCCUAACGAUUGGAAAAACAACGCAGGCAGCGCUGUCGACGAGUUGAAGGUUAACGAGGCGUAGGUAAAAGCGCAAGUAGGAAACUAGAUAUAGAGGCUUAUUCGCACCACAAAGAUAACGAGGUUCACACUUUUAGACUGCACCUGCUAGUGAGAUAUCUUGAAAUCAGCAAUGUAUGACUGCUGAUUGUUUUAACACUUAGAAUCUUGAAAGCAUAGGCUGAUCUUGCUUUAGACUCAAAUUAUAUGUGUUUUCCCCUAUCGCAAUCACCACUUAAAGAAUUCUUACUUCAAAAACAUAACAUAAAAAGUUUCUUGAUGUGUUGCUGAGAAAAGAUGUUCCUAUUGCGAAAUCCAACAACCCAUUUUAAUGGUCUGACAUUUCAAACUUUUUUUCGUGAAGCGCAGUUAACCAUUCUUAAUAUUUGAAUAUUAAUUUAUAUCGAGCUCUUCGUUUUAUCGAUAUUCUUUUAAUGGCUUGAGAGUCAGCAAUCCAUAAUAAAAUGAGUCUAAAAAAGCGAUGGGAGUUUUUUGAAUGGAAAACGACACUCGACUGUCUCUGUUUUAUAUUCUCUAUGAGUACUCUCUUUCGAUGAACAUUCUUUAUUGGUGAAUACGCUAUAUUAGUGAGCCUCUAUAUUAGUGAGGCUGUCAUAAAAAUUAGCAGCUGUUUAGAGAAUAUAUUAGUGAGCCUCUAUAUUGGUGAGCAUAUUCUGUGAGUGAGCUUCUGUAUUGGUGAGUCUGUCAUAAAAAUUAUCCAUUGUUUUGUGGAUAUAUUAUAUAAUAUUGAUAACUUCUGAAUUUUAGUUUAUUUUACCGAAUAUUUAAACGAAUUUAUCCAUGCUUGAGUUCAUCAAAAGGCAUUUACCACUCUUACAAGCUUUUACCUACAUUUUUAUAGAUAUAACGGUAUAUCGUUGUCGCUCGUCUGACAGCCGUCGCUCUCUAUUUACACUGACCAAGAACCACUGUAGUUAAAUGCAAGUCAAAAUAUUUACACAAAACAAAAUAAACAGUUAUAUGUACAUAUACAAGUAUAAGUAAAUAUUAAGCGAUAAUUGAAAUCGACAAAAAAUUAAGCAAAUAUACAUACAUAUAUACAAAUUAAAUUUAAUAAAUUCACGUGAUUGUAGUAUAGAUUUUUUUAGUUAUUGUAGUCAUGCAUUCAAAAGUCUGUAGUUGUACUUAAAAAUUUUAAGAAAAUCAUCAAAAACACAACAACAACGGAUUUUUUUGAUAAAAAAAAAUCGCAUAAAAUGUAUUAAAUUAUUGCAACCAAUAAUUAGCUUGAAAUAAAUUUUUUUCGCAAAAACAAAAAGCACAUGGUGACUUGCAACAAAUUUUUGAAUGUUUUUUCGCGUCAAAUGAUUUUUAAGUAUCUCAAUGUAUAGAAAACCACACAAUAUUCAAUAAAAAUUGAAAUUGCAAAAAAAAAAAUCCAAAUAUUGUAUGUUUACUUAUUAUACAUAUGUACAUAUGUGUGCGUGUAUAUGUCAGAUACGAUUUGAAUUUCACACACAUAUUUACUUACAUAUCCCUCACACGCCCCCAAACCCGCCACACCCACGACUUUUAUGUGUAUUUGUACAAAGCAAUUUACAGAUUACAGAAACAUUAGUAUUUAUAAAUAAUAAUUGCAUUACAAGCAAAUAAAUGAUUAGCGCAUAAGGUGUAAGCAUAGUCUUAGGUACAACACAUGAUUGACAAUUUAUUAAGCAACAAGAAAAAAAAUACUGUUAAAGUUUAUUUACAUAAAGAAUGCAUAAUAUGUAGGAAAACUAAAAAUGAAAAAUGAGAUAAAAAAAAUAUUAAAAUUUAAAGUGAAAUAUAUAUACAUAGUAUACAUAAGCCAGUGAAUAAAAAAUUGUAUCUACAAUCUAAGGUAUUUUAGAUAUUCUUAUUUAAUAUCCGCAAAAAAAAACAUGAACAUUUAAUAGGUUAAAAAUGAAAUGAAAGAAUUUAAAACACACAAAAUAAAAGUGGAAAACUGAAAAACAGAUAUGAACUGUGAAAUAAAGUUGGACAACUGAAAAUACACGAAUACAUGCAUAAGAACAUUGAAGAAAAGAAAAUGUUGAAUGCUUUAAAGGUCAACGCAGUGAGAGUAGUUAGCAUUAAUGGCUACAGUUGAGAGUAAAAUAUAAGCUGCUGGGGUUUCAACGAGGAAGUCAGCGCAAUAGUUUAUGCUGUCAAACUAUUAAGCGCUUCAAAUAUGCAAUAUUUUAUACUUUCCAGCUAUUCAGCGCGUCAAAUAUACAAUAUUUUAUACUUACAAGUUAUUCAGCGCUGCAACUUUAAUAUUUUCACUUAUGUGAUUUAUAUUUUAAAUUGAACGACAAUCUACUUUCUUUCUAUCACGACCUCGUCAAAAUAAGGAAGCUAUGAAAAGUGAGAUUUAAAUCAAUAUUCAGCAUUUCCAAUAUGCCAGAAAAGUCACUAAAGAUUAUUUAAAAACACACAAAUAAAAAUUAAAGUAAAAUUUCAAAAAUUUACAGCUCAAAAUGUACUCCAAAUGAAAUUCAGGGCCCAUAUUGAAACAUAAACAAGUUAUUUUACGGUCGUUCUAUUAAACUUUACUCUUAUGCAAUCCAUUAUAAGUGGUUAUGGGCUAUUCAGCUUGCUUGAAACCUCAUUCAGCGCUUAAGUAUAUAUUACGCAAUAAAAUAUGUUUAUCAUUUAGUUAAAAUACAACUAAAUCAGAAUAUUUAGCGCAAUCUGAACUGUAUUCAGCGCACAUAAAUGCACUUUCCCAAGCAAAAUAUUGUAUUACAAUGUUCAUAGUACAGUUAUUGUAUCUAGAAUUGGUAUUCAAGCCAAAUUAAUAUGCUUUAUAUAAAAAUGUCCGUAAUUUUGUGAGUGAAUAUAACUAAGCUUACUCUAUGUUUAAUUCAGCGCGCUGAGUCUCCGCUGAAUGCCUUAAAUUAUAUUAAUUGUUAAUCAAAGAAAUUUGUAGCUUAAAACGUCAGCGCUUACUUCAUUGAAGCCCCAACUGACAGCAAACAAAAUGAAGGCGAAUUGCCUUCGACAAGAACAAGAACUGCAAACAAAUAAAUACAUACAUACAAUAUAUAUCGUAAACACAAAUAACAACAAAAAUACGACUUUCGAAAUAGAUAUGGUUUCUUAAUGAUGAAAAACAAAAACAAAACAUAAAUAUAUGCAUACAUACACACUUACAAGUAAAUAUACAUAUACUUAAAAAUAAAAUAAUUAAAACAUUGCAACAAAAACCACAAAAAUUUAUAUUAAAAACAUAUAAAUAUGUACGAGUAAAAUGAGAGAUUUUCAAAAUGAAUGAGAAAAAGAAAAAACAUUGUUCAAUAUUUAAGGCAAAUAAAAUUAAGCAAUACGGUUGCAAAAUAAUUGAAAAUCUAAGAAUAGUAAGAAAAAUAUAGAAUACAUAUUUUAAAAUAAAACAUAUUUACAAGAAAUGGAAAUGGAAAAUGGUUAAGACAAUAUUGUUUGUAAAUAUUAUAUUAAAAAUUGCAAAUUAAAUAAUAUUAAUUAUUAGUAUAAAACAAAAAAAAAACAUAAAAGCGCUAAAGCAGAGCGAAAGCGAAAUCAAGUGUGCAGUUUCAGCUGUUUGUUAAGAUAUUCAGAAAGCAAACGCUAUCUCAUAUACGAGUUUAAUGUUUGCUUAUGUUAGUUCAAUUAUUUUUAAUAAAAAAUUUUAGUAAAAAUAUUGCCACAGAAAUUGUGCGUUAAUUUUUUUAGACUUUUGCUUCACAAAAAAAAAUUAUAAUUAUAUAAAAGUUUUUUGUGCAAUUAGUUAACUAUUUAAAAAUUUAUUUUCUAUUUGUUCUAUAAAUUACGAAAAAGGAAAGAAGAUUGAAGCUACUUGACGACUUAAUAAACUUUGAAAAAUUUUCAUUAAAUUAAAAGGUUCUUGUAUUGUGGUUGAUCAAGCAGGUUGAUUUCUUAAAAUUUUUCCGUUGAAUUCGAUUGUUAGAGUGAAAUAUCUCCGGUAAUUAUUACUAACACGUCCCCUCCAUAGUGUGCAGUCGACUUUCAUUUAGUGUAAUAUAGAGAAAUCUGAUACAGAUACACAAAUAAUUUCUAAAUUUAAGAAUUCAAAAUACAGAGAUCAGGGGGAGAUGAGGAAGCUUUUCAAACAAGUCCAUUUAAAAGCUUUUAAAAAGCGUCCUGAGGAAAAGAAACAAGCUCAUUUAAAAGCUUUUAAAAAGCGUCCUAAGGAAAGGAAACAAGCUCAUUUAAAAGCUUUUAAAAAGCGUCCUAAGGAACUUUUUUAGAAUUUCUUAUAAAAAAUUUUAAAAAUGUUGCAGUUUUGCGACCUUUUCAGUGUACUGGAGUGAAUUGAAUACUUGUACUACCACCAUGCAACUCCUGAGUUCGAUACGGAAUUAGAGCAACUUAGAGCAAAAAACAACAUUAAAUUUUUCUGUCGAAUAAGGUUUGCCCUUCGGCAGACUUCCGAUAUAUAUUUGCACUAAAACGGCUUCUUAAACAUUCCUUGACCGAUACGGGUCGGCAUACCAUAAGAAAAUACUUGCAUUUGUCUGAAAACAAAUGACAAAUCGCUAGAGAGAGCGUUGAGCACUAAACGUUAACUUUUUUUUUUGUUUGUUUUUGAAUUUUCAUAACUUUUAAAAAAACAAAAAAAACUGUGCCAAAACAGAAAUAAUUUCAGAAAAUAUUUGAAAUUUUGAGAAAACAAGUUUAUGAACGUUUAAAAUUUAUUAAAAUAAAAAAUAGGUGGCAAUAUUUUAUGCAAUAAUAGUUUCUGAGGAAAAGUGCUUUACAAAAAAUAAGAGUGAACAAAACGAAAUUGCUGCAGCUGCAUGUUGUAAUGAAAGUAGUGAAAGUGAUUUUAGCGCAAAGGGUAAUGAUUUGAUUGGCUUUAAUUUAUCACUGAAAUUAUAUGUAAAAGAAAAAAAAAACUUAAAAAUCUAAAUGGUUUGUAGGCACCAUUUUAAAAAUCUUAUAUAUAUAUACAUAGCAAUAAAAGUUAAAUACAGUAUACAAGUCUAUACAACUUGGUGAAAAUGAUGAACAAAAAAACACAUACACAAACAAAUUUAAUGCUGUAAUGUGUAGAGGGUAUAAAAACGUAAGCAAAUUUGAAAAUUUAGUUGAAAAAUGUAGUGAGCGUCAUAUAGUCAUAAAUUAGACAAAAAAAAAAGAAGAAAUUGCAACAAAUAUGAAUAACAAAAAACAAAAAAAUAAUGUAACACUUUGGUAACAACAACAAAACAAAGGAAUUUCACGAAUUUCACUUAACAGCAAUUUAGAUAAAUGAAAGAAGUAAGAAAACGCGAAAAGAAGUAAAAAAAAAAUAUUAAUAAAAAA
Molecule: messenger RNA, 22360 nt
Organism: Bactrocera oleae (olive fruit fly)
Lineage: Eukaryota; Metazoa; Arthropoda; Insecta; Diptera; Tephritidae
Source: RefSeq, a predicted model, not a curated record